Molecule: messenger RNA, 1192 nt
Organism: Erpetoichthys calabaricus (reedfish)
Lineage: Eukaryota; Metazoa; Chordata; Cladistia; Polypteriformes; Polypteridae
Product: retinol dehydrogenase 13-like
Exons: 7
Coding region: 78-1088 (336 amino acids)
Source: RefSeq, a predicted model, not a curated record
CCGUAAACUCCACCCACCGGACGCGGGCUGCUCGUGGGUGAUUGAGGCGGUAAUGGUUAAAUGAGCCAGUUGCAGACAUGAAUAAAUAUUUAUUAACGUUUUCUGUCGUGGGUACGACGGUGGGUGCUGCCGUUUUGGUCAAGGAUUAUGCAACCGGUGGCACUUGUCCCAGUAAAGCCAAGAUCACUGGGAAAACCGUGGUUAUCACCGGAGCAAACGCUGGCAUUGGAAAAGAAACUGCCUGGGAACUGGCCAGGAGAGGAGGACGUAUUAUCAUGGGGUGUCGAGAUAUGGAGAAGUGUGAAGCAGCUGCUAAAGAAAUCAGGCGAGACACUUUGAAUCAUAAUGUCUGCGCCAGGCAUCUUGACCUCGCUUCCAUGAAAUCAAUUUCAAAUUUUGCAAAGAAAAUUAAUGAAGAAGAGGAGCGUGUGGACAUACUGAUCAAUAAUGCAGGAGUAAUGAGGUGCCCUCACUGGACCACUGAAGAUGGCUUUGAGAUGCAGUUUGGAGUUAAUCACUUAGGCCAUUUCCUGUUAACCAACCUCUUGCUUGAAAAGAUAAAUAGUUCAGCACCAAGUCGCAUCAUAAACAUCGCCUCGCUGGUUCAUAUAGCAGGACAGAUAGAUUUGGAGGAUUUGAAUUGGGAAAGGAAAAUGUACGACACGAAAGCUGCUUACUGUCAAAGCAAACUUGCCAACGUGAUGUUCACAAAAGAGCUGGCCAGACGGCUACAAGGCACCGGAGUGACGGUGAACUGCGUUCACCCUGGCGUAGUGGCCACUGAACUCGGAAGACACACCGGCAUGCACAAAUCUGCAUUUUCGAGUACCAUAUUGGGUCCAAUGUUUUAUAUGCUUGUGAAGACUCCAACUCAGGGAGCACAACCCAGUGUGUUCUUAUCUGUGGCAGAAGAACUUAAAGACAUCUCGGGAAAGUACUUUGACACAUUCACACAAAAAAGUCCAGCAGCACAAGCCGAAGAUGCGGACGUCGCCAAAAGACUUUGGCAAAUGAGCGCUGAACUUGUGGGCCUGAGUGAGCCCACUCCUAACCCGACAGGUGCGACACACCAAAUGAAAGAGCGGUGAGUGACGUGACUCCCGUUUCACCUGACCAUAAAUCUCGGAAUGGCACGCUGGGAAAGGAUCCUCCUGUUUGGCUGUUCACUUCUCAAUAAAUGCAUUUUUAGCCA